UCUAUCAUUAAACAGACCUAGCUCAACAUUGUAUAUAAACACCAUAGACCACAUUGAUCUCUGCAAGUGUCCAACUUCAAUCAGAUUAAUUCACACAGAAGAAAAGGAGAAGAAGAAAGAUUAUUUUUUCUUGGGCAUUUCCCAAGUUUUCUUUUUUCUUCUACAAACUUUUUUUUUUGUGGGCAUUUCCCAAAAAUAUCAUUUUCCGUUUUGUUUCAAAAUUUUCUUUUAUAUUUUAUAAAAAUGGGAAACUGUUUGAAUGGAGGAAGCAACCUUAAAAGAAUGGUUCAAGAAGAAGAAAAAGAAGUGAAGAAAGAUUACAACAGAAAAGAUAGGAAGGUGAAGAUUGUUCUAAGGAGAGACGAGUUAGAGAAACUCAUUCUCUUCCAGUUAAACGCCGGUGGUGACGUCCAAGGCAAAGGAGAAACAACUUUGGCAUCCUUCGGCGACUUUCUCAGGGAGCUAGAGGCGGAGAGAUUUGCCGGAGAAGCGGCAGCAAAGGCUGCUGAGGAAGAGGAGGAGUCUCGCCGGAGAUGUCGAAAAUGGAGGCCUUCAUUGGACAGAAUCAUUGAAUGGCCUGAAGAAACACUUGCGUAAUUACUUUUCUUAAUCCUUUUAUUUUAGAUCAUUAAGUUUUUUUUUAUUUGUUCAAGAUGGGAUUUUUUUGUGGGAGAAUUUGCUUUUGCCUGAUUUUUCCUACCUUUUUCCCGAUGGAUUUUUUUUUUCACUUGAGAAAUGUUAUGUUCUCAAAGUGAGAUAUAUCUUCGGUGUUUUUAAACUGGCAGACGCUUAUUUUACCACAGAAAAAUUCCCAAAGAAGAAAAAGUACGAAACUAUGUAUUUUGUUUUCGUCUUUCAUGUGUAACGUUCAAUGUGUCGAGUGUUAAAACAUAAAUAAACUUGUGUUGCUUUGUC
This is a messenger RNA of Raphanus sativus (radish), 915 nucleotides long. RefSeq lists its product as uncharacterized. The record is from RefSeq and is a predicted model, not a curated record. The transcript has a single exon. Bases 244 to 597 code for a protein of 117 amino acids. Lineage: Eukaryota; Viridiplantae; Streptophyta; Magnoliopsida; Brassicales; Brassicaceae.